GCCCGGCCCCGCUCAUGGCACGUGUGGCUGAGUCCCAUGCUGCUCAUGACAUGUGUGUGACACACAUGACACACGUUUGACCCUCAUGUCCCCCCAGCCAUGGCCGAGUACCGCGUCCUGCUGGAGGAGCUGGUGUGACCCAUGAUGUGUGUGUGUGACACACAUGACACACGUGUGUCCCCCCAGCCAUGGCCGAGUACCGCGUCCUGCUGGAGGAGCUGGCCCAGAACAUCACGGCCGAGGACCUGGAGCAGCUCAAGUCGGCCUGCAGGGAGGACAUUCCCAGCGGGGAGGGCGACGCCAUCAGCACCGGCCAGCACUGGUUCGACUUCCUGGAGCGCCACAGCAAACUGGACAGAGCCAACCUGUCGUACAUCGAGCACAUCUUCGAGAUCUCUCGCCGGCCGGACCUGCUGACCCUGUAUCCCUGUAUCCCUGUAUCCAUGUAUCCCUGUAUCCCUGUAUCCAUAUAUCCCUGUAUCCAUGUAUCCAUGUAUCCCUGUAUCUCCACAGCCAACCUGUCGUACAUCGAGCACAUCUUCGAGAUCUCUCGCCGGCCGGACCUGCUGACCCUGUAUCCCU
This is a messenger RNA of Lepidothrix coronata (blue-crowned manakin), 582 nucleotides long. It is a transcript of the gene PEA15, whose product is annotated as phosphoprotein enriched in astrocytes 15. The transcript has 2 exons. NCBI's taxonomy places the organism in Eukaryota, Metazoa, Chordata, Aves, Passeriformes, Pipridae. The record is from RefSeq and is a predicted model, not a curated record. Gene Ontology annotation, molecular function: protein binding. Gene Ontology annotation, biological process: regulation of apoptotic process. The annotation marks the transcript as partial.